ACAGCCGCCCGUCACCCACGCGUCGCCCCCGUAACCACGCAGUCGCACCCUCUCGCCAGCAGUCCAUCACAAUGGCUCAGAAAGCCACCAAGACGCUCGCCGCGUCCAACACAAAGCGCCUCAACCAGACCCUUUACACCAGCCUUGCCGUCCACGCCAUCUGGUGGCUCCUGCGUGCCUUCUUCUUCCGGACUUCCUUCUCCCGCAAAUCCCUCGUCCUCUACCUGGUCUUAUCCGCUCCGCAACUGCUCAUCCAGCUCUACUUGGAGCGCCUCUCCCGUCCCACCUUCACCGCUGAUGGCGCCGUCAGGAAGCCCGGUGAGGAUCUCGAUGCCAAGGGUCUGACUGAAUACAUGUGGGACGUUGUCUACUGGACAUAUGCCUGCAUUGUCCUGUCCGCCCUGCUUGGGGACUACGCCUGGUUUCUCUGGGCCAUAAUUCCGGCUUACAGCGUCUACUCGGCAUGGGGCGUAUAUACGGGUAUGAGAGGUGGAUACCAGGAUGCAGCGGGGGUACCACAGCCCCAGGCAAGCAAGAGACAAGCCAAGAUGGAGAAGCGGGGUGGGCAAAAGAUGCAGUAUCGUUGAGGACAUGCCUCACGUCAUGCAUCGGUAUAAGUGUGUAGGUUAAUAGUUCUUCUACAUGUGCAAUGUCAUGAGCCAUUGCUCUCCACAUGCA
Molecule: messenger RNA, 678 nt
Organism: Pyrenophora tritici-repentis Pt-1C-BFP
Lineage: Eukaryota; Fungi; Ascomycota; Dothideomycetes; Pleosporales; Pleosporaceae
Product: DUF788 domain protein
Biological process (GO): vacuolar protein processing
Cellular component (GO): intracellular membrane-bounded organelle
Source: RefSeq, a predicted model, not a curated record